AUGCAGCCCCCCACGGGCCCCGCGCUGGCCUCUGCCCCCGAGAGCGCGCCGGGGGCGGCCCCGGGCUCGUCGCUGCUCCGCUGGCAGUGGCGGGAGGUGCAGGCGCCCUGCCUGGUGGCGGGCUGGAUCCUGGUGGCCAGUCUGGCCAAGAUCGUGUUCCAGCUGUCCAAGAAGGUGACGUCCGUGGUCCCAGAGAGUUGCCUCCUCAUCCUGCUGGGGCUUGGCCUUGGAGGCAUUGUUCUGGCCAUCGCUAAGAGAGCCGAGUACCAGCUGGAGCCAAGCAUGUUCUUCCUCUUCCUCCUGCCCCCCAUCGUCCUGGACUCGGGCUAUUUCAUGCCUAGCCGGUUGUUCUUUGACAAUCUUGGGGCAAUCCUGACCUACGCGGUCAUUGGCACGCUGUGGAAUUCCUUCGCUACCGGAGCCGCCCUCUGGGGCGUGAAGCAAGCGGGGCUGAUGGACAAGGGCGUGGAAGCUGGCCUGAUGGACUUCUUGCUCUUCGGCAGCCUCAUCUCAGCUGUGGACCCUGUGGCGGUGCUGGCAGUCUUCGAGGAAGUCCACAUCAAUGAGACCCUCUUCAUCAUCGUGUUCGGGGAGUCCCUGCUGAACGACGCUGUCACCGUGGUGCUGUACAAAGUCUUUAACUCCUUUGUGGAGAUGGGCCCUGUGCAUGUCCAGGCCACAGACUACCUGAAGGGUGUCGCUUCCUUCUUCGUGGUGAGCCUCGGGGGGGCGGCCGUGGGGCUGCUCUUCGCCUUCCUGCUGGCGCUGAUCACCAGGUUCACCAAGCGCGUGCGCAUCAUCGAGCCGCUCUUCGUCUUCCUGCUGGCGUACAUGGCGUACCUUGCCGCCGAGAUGGUCUCACUCUCCUCCAUCCUCGCGGUCACCUUCUGUGGGAUCUGCUGUAAGAAAUAUGUGGAAGCCAACAUCUCACGGAAAUCCCGCACCACUGUCAAGUACACCAUGAAAACGCUGGCUAGCAGCUCCGAGACCGUCAUCUUCAUGUUCCUGGGUAUCUCCGCCGUGGACACCUCCAAGUGGGCGUGGGACACGGCACUGGUGCUGGGCACCCUGCUCUUCAUCCUGCUUUUCCGGGCCGUGGGUGUCAUCCUCCAGACCUGGGUGCUCAACCACUUCCGCCUCAUGCCACUGGAUCGCAUCGACCAGGUGGUGAUGUCAUACGGGGGCCUGCGGGGGGCCGUCGCCUUUGCCCUGGUCAUCCUGCUGGAUGGAGCCAAGGUGCGAGCCAAGGACUACUUCGUGGCAACAACCAUCGUGGUGGUCUUCUUCACCGUCCUCGUGCAGGGUCUGACCAUCAAGCCCCUGGUGAAGUGGCUGAAGGUGAAGCGGAGCGACCAUCACAAGCCAACGCUGAACGAGGAGCUGCACGAGCACGCCUUUGACCACAUUCUGGCAGCGGUGGAGGAUGUGGUCGGUCACCACGGUUACCGGUACUGGCGAGACAAAUGGGAGCAGUUUGACAAGAGAUAUCUGAGCCAGCUCCUGAUGCGGAAAUCGGCCUAUCGGCUGAAAGACGAAAUCUGGGACGUUUACUGCAAGCUGAAUAUCCGCGAUGCCAUCAGCUUUGUAGAUCAGGGUGGUCACGUGCUCUCCGCCUCGAGGCUCACGCUGCCCUCUAUGCCCAGCAGGAGCUCCAUGUCGGAGUCGUCGGUCACAAACCUCCUGAGGGAAAGCGGCAGCGGCGCAUGUCUGGAUCUGCAGGUCAUCGACACCGUGAGGAGCAGGAGGGAUAAGGAAGAUGCCGUGAUGCACCAUGUGUUAUGCGGGAGCCUCUACAAACCACGCAGGAGGUACAAGGCCAGCUACAGCCGCCACUUCAUCUCCCCGAGUGCACAAGAGCGGCAGGACAAGGAGAUAUUCCAGCAGAACAUGAAGAGACGGCUGGAAACCUUCAAGUCCACAAAGCACAACGUCUGCUCCGCCAAGAGCAAGGCCAGGCUGAAGAAAGAUGGCAGGAAAAAGCAGAAGAAGAGUGCCGCGAAUGCCGAGCUGCCCAACGGAAAGCCACCCAGAAGCGUUACCUGGCAGCAAACAGCUGCCGUUCUAGUGGCGGUCGACUCCGACGAUGAGGAGAGUGACAGCUCCGAGACAGAGAAGGAGGAUGAUGAGGGGAUCAUCUUCAUCGCUCGAGCAACGGACGAGAUCCUGCAGGGCAAGAAGGCGUCCGGCAGCCUGGACGUCUGCCCGAGCCCACGUAUCAUCCCCCCUUCACCCACCUCGGCGGAGAAGGAGCUGCCCUGGAAGGGUGACCGGGGUGACCUCGCUGUUUACAUCUCCUCAGAAACCACCAAAAUUGUGCCAGUCGACAUGCAGACCGCGUGGAAGCAAAGCAUCUCCUCGCUGGAGAGCGUCGCCUCCCCGCCCGGGGCCGAGCCAGACCCACAUGCCAAGAUGUUGGCUGGCCCGGCGCCGGAGGAGAGACACAUGAUGCCAGAGCAGCCCACCUGCUUUCAGUUCCCCAAUCCCCUCCUGAGAAGCAGCAGGCCUCAGAGCGCUGGCAGCCCGGAAAGGACGGAGCAGCCGGAGCUGCAGCCUUUGAUGGCUCCGGACGAGCACGGCAGGAUGAGUACGUCUGCCGGGCCUAGCAACAGCAGGUGGCUAAUUCAGUUCAAUAGACACGCCAGAUUUUUGGAUGGAUAGUGCGCUCAGCCGUCGCUGCAGAGCGACCGCUCGGCUGGAGCUAGGCACCUGGCUUCGAACCUCGCGGGGGCUGUCUUGGUAAAUCAAAGGGCUCGCAAGUGCGGUCGGAGAGCGUGGGACAGGGAGGCCUUUCAGAGCUUGAGUUCGCACUGAGCCAGCAGCGGGCGUCGGCCGGUGGAGGUAGCCGUUCAAAACUCCAAGCAGGUGGGCUGGCUGCCUGCUGUAAUAGUGUCAGUGCCCUUCGCAGCUCCUCUGCGCAGUGGGAAUAACCAGAUCCUAAACCCAGCCCUUCCAAACCCUAAAGCACGAGGGGCACUUUCCUCCCCGCCUGGCUGGUUGGUGUCUUGGUCCAUGGCCUGGUUGCCCCAUGACAGCCGAUUUUUCACCCCCUCUCUGCAUCAUAAGACCUCCCAGGCAGGGGGUAGGUGCUGCUCUGCAGUCCCUGCUGCCCAUUCUCCAGCCGGCAACAGGAGCGAGGAAGGGUUCCAGAACAACGGCACCUAGGCAGGAGCCCCCAGCCUCAGCAUUUCUUGGAGUGGCCGGCCCGUGUCGGGUGAGUGACAUAAUACGAGAGGCUGUGGUGUGCCCUGCCUGUGUGGCGCCACAAAGACACAGCAGCCUAGCACUGGGAGGUUGUUGCAACGGCAGGGACCAGCCUGGCUCCUAGCUGGGUAAGGAGCUGAAAAUAAAAUGCAGGUGAGCGUCCCUUAAUCGGCAGUAAAGGCAAACGCCAGCUGGGAGGCGAGAGCUCAGGACACUUCCAUCGCCUCUUCCCAGCGAUUGCUGGAGCUCUGCGUGUUUAGAUCACCCGUGUAAAUGUCCCUCACCGGGGUGUCUGGGCACGGACAUGUACUAACCGAAGAGACUCCCAGCACCGUGGGCUCCACUUGCCUGCUCAGCGCUUAGUACUUGGAGCCGGGACAUCUGUGAGCAGCUUCUGUCAGGGCCUGUCUACACACAGAGUUAAUCUGGAAUAACUAGUGGGCUUUCAACUCAUCCCUACCUUAAUGCAAAUUAACGGUCAAGAGUAGACGAGCCUGACGGGACGGGGUUGAUGGGGAAGGGACUUUUCAGUAGGCGCUGCAGGUGGCUGCAUGUUCCCAUCUCCACCGCACUGACGCUGUCCUGUCUCCAGCGCCCUGGAGCCUUGCUCUGGGCUCUACCAGUCCCUGGGGCCCUGCCCAGUGUAAGGGCCUGGAGGCGGGCCGAGCAGGGAGGGCCCAGGCAGUUGGGAAUGGCUGGCCUCUGAGUCAGGGUCAGGUUUCUCUAUCCCUGAGAUACCGUCGCAGUCAAACCAAAUCAGUCUUCACUGGAGAUGUGUUGAGACCUUGCCCUGGGUGGGGUCAAAUGGGUGGCGGUACAUGCUGCAGCUCUGCCCGCAUGAGACGGCACACAUGCACUCCUGCCAGAUGGGGUAUCGCUUGGGUGCGCUCUGCCAGCCCCUGGCUCCCUCUCGCUGGGCUAGGAUGCCCUGCUGGCCCCUCUGAGACAACUUGCGCUUUGCUUAUUUUCCUCCUCAGUUAGGAAAAGCAGAAACGCCCCGGCCCAGCUCUGUACGCUAGUGGCACAGAACUGAGUUGCCACUCCCGCUCGAUCGUGCAGAGCUUCAUGAGACGGUCCCUGUCUCCUUCCUCACAUGCUUUGAUGAGCAGUGAAAGAGUUAACAAAGUUGGCAGUUAAAUCAUCCCCAUUGGGGACUGGAGUUAACCCCCCCUGAGGUGAACAGGAUGGCUCCCACUUCCCAGGGCUGUUGUGUCAGGCUCUCUGCAAACGCAGGCUGACGGUGCAUCAGUUACCUUCACGUCCCAUGUGGAAGGGUGGGGAGGAGUCGCUGCAGCCUGUGUCUGCUCACGCCUUCCCUUUGGGGCACUGGCUGUUCUUCAAGCCAGAAACUGGAAAGUGACGUCAGAACGAAGCUGUAUCCCUGACCAAAGCCACAGACCUUUCCCCGGCAUCCCUUUCCUGCCCCUUGCCACGAGCCCACUCCCCAUCGCUCCCUCUUCCACCAGAGCUUGCUCAGCCCUUUCUGGAAUCACCUGCCGCCUUCCCUGCAGGGUCUGACCAUUACCUGUCCCUGUCCUUAAAGGGGCUCUGGCUGAAGAGGGCAGGCUGGCCCCAGGCCCCCUGGCCCUGUGAGGGGCAGAGCACCCUGUUACGGGGGUGUUUGGUACUCAAGUUUUGAUUCUGGAGCAGUUUGGGAGGUGUGCUCAUUCCUUCAGCUCCCAUGCGUCCCCAGCUCACGCCCUUGCCCCUGAAGCAGAGAGGAACAUCCAGCACCACAGUCCGUGGUUCUAACCACUAGACCCCACUGCCUCCUUCAGGGAGUUGGGGGUGAGUGGGGAGAGCAGCAGCACUGUUACAGCCCCGAGAAUCCCCCCAGCCCCUUCUGGCUUUCAGGCACGUCUCCAGCCCCUGCACGAGUCUGCUUCUUUUAGAGCCCCCCGGUGCUGCACCUUCGAAGGCCUCUGGAGCUGCACAUGGCGAGGCCAUGGGAUUAGUGGGCCAGCCCCUGGUGUACUGACUAAGUGGAAAGGUCUCCGUUCCAGCUGCAGCUUAUUCACCUCGCCGCUGGCCCCAGGCAGAGCCCGUGUGACAAGCAUGACACGCCCCAUGCUGUCAGUGGGACCGGAGCCCAGCAGCUGCAGCACCAGAAACAGGCUUCUGUCCCACAAGGUGAACGUGAGAUGCUGCCAGUGGGAGUUAGUAGCAGGUCAGUCACAGGUGCCACCCCAGGGUAGGCAGCAUCCUUCCAUGGACCCCAGCUGUCCCCUCCCCUGGGAACGGGAGGGGGUCAGCAUGGAGGGGAUACUCUCCCCUGCCCCCAUCCUGCACAGAGUGCUGCCUGGGGGUAGUGAGGAAGGCUGGGAAGGUGAGUGGGUUUGGUGCUAUUUCUCAGGUCAGAGCUGUGAUCUGGACGUUCUGGUACAGUUAGGUAACAGCCCAGACAACCUGGAGCUGCUGAGGGGACAGGCCCUGAAACUGCUCUAAGCCGGAUGGCUAGAGACCAAGCAGAACCGGAGCAAAUUUCAUUCCUUUCUGGUCACAACCCUGGCGGCCCCGUAGCAUUGGUCUCUGGAGCCCUUGCGCAGGCUCUGUUUGCUUUCAUGGUGUCCUCAGUGCAGGUGCACUGUCCGUACCUGGCUUACAGGGUGAGGAGGGAGGGCUUUACAUGGGUUUGCAUUACCCAUACUGUAUAUGGGGCUUUGAUGAUUUCUGAGAUCAGACCAUAAUGAAACCUUUAGCUCGGUUGUGUUUUCUGUACUCAUGAGCGCAGCAAAUGGUGAAAGCGUGACUAUUAAUUGCAAUGAAUAUUGUUUUCUCGUGACAAUACAUGCGAAGUAUUUUGUAGCUUGCAUUGGAAACAAUAAACUGGACUCUGCAA
Gopherus flavomarginatus (Mexican gopher tortoise) is the source of this 6040-nucleotide messenger RNA. It is a transcript of the gene SLC9A5, whose product is annotated as solute carrier family 9 member A5. The transcript has 16 exons. The record is from RefSeq and is a predicted model, not a curated record. NCBI's taxonomy places the organism in Eukaryota, Metazoa, Chordata, Testudines, Testudinidae. Gene Ontology annotation, biological process: sodium ion transport; proton transmembrane transport; regulation of pH. Gene Ontology annotation, molecular function: sodium:proton antiporter activity. Gene Ontology annotation, cellular component: membrane. The coding region runs from base 1 to 2658 and encodes 885 amino acids.